AGAUGUCCAAAAGAAGACACUGGGGCUGAAAAAACUGAAGUCCUGAGUGAAGAUCUGUUACAGGUGGAGAAGCGUUUGGAACUCGUGAAGCAGGUCUCCCACAGCACACACAAGAAGCUGACUGCAUGUCUUCAGGGGCAGCAAGGAUCAGAUUCUGAUAAGCGCUCGAAGAAAUUGCCUUUGACGUCACUUGCCCAAUGCUUGAUGGAAGGUUCUGCUAUCCUAGGGGACGACUCCCUGCUGGGGAAGAUGCUGAAGCUAUGCGGGGAAGCAGAGGACAAGCUAGCCCAAGAGCUCAUCCAUUUUGAGCUGCAAGUUGAAAGGGAUGUGAUUGAGCCUCUCUUCGUAUUGGCUGAGGUAGAAAUACCGAAUAUUCAAAAACAGAGGAAGCACUUAGCAAAAUUAGUUCUGGACAUGGAUUCAUCAAAGACAAGGUGGCAGCAGUCAGCCAAGUCUUCAGGUUUGUCGAGCAACUUGCAGCCUACGGGUGCCAAAGCAGAUGCUCUCAGGGAAGAGAUGGAAGAGGCAGCAAACAGAGUGGAGAUUUGCAGGGAUCAGCUAUCAGCUGACAUGUACAAUUUUGUGGCCAAAGAGAUUGACUAUGCAAACUAUUUCCAGACUUUAAUAGAAGUGCAGGCAGAGUACCACAGAAAGUCAUUAGCGCUUUUACAGAGUGUGUUGCCUCAGAUCAAAGCACAGCAGGAAGCUUGGAUUGAAAAGCCCUCCUUUGGGAAGCCCCUGGAGGAGCACCUUGCAGUCAGCGGCCGGGAGAUUGCCUUCCCCAUUGAGGCAUGUGUCACCAUGCUCCUCGAAUGUGGCAUGCAAGAGGAGGGCCUCUUCCGAGUGGCUCCCUCAGCCUCGAAACUAAAGAAGCUAAAGGCAGCGCUCGACUGCUGUGUGGUAGACGUUCAGGAGUACUCAGCCGAUCCCCAUGCCAUUGCAGGGGCACUGAAGUCUUAUCUACGAGAGCUGCCCGAACCACUCAUGACCUUUGAACUCUACGAAGAAUGGAUUCAAGCCUCCAACAUCCAGGACCAAGACAAGAGGUUGCAGGCCCUGUGGAACGCCCUUGAGAAGUUGCCCAAGGCCAACUACAACAAUCUAAGGUACCUGAUCAAAUUCCUUGCAAACUUAACAGAGUUCCAGGAUGCAAACAAAAUGACGCCAAGCAACAUAGCGAUUGUGCUAGGGCCAAACCUCCUCUGGCCUCAGACGGAAGGGAAUAUCACAGAGAUGAUGGCAACCGUCUCCCUGCAGAUUGUUGCAAUUAUUGAACCCCUCAUCCAGCAUGCAGAUUGGUUCUUUCCAGGAGACAUUGAGUUCAACUUGACCGGCAACUAUGGCAGCCCUGUGCAUGUGAACCACAAUGCAAAUUACAAUUCCAUGCCGUCGCCUGAUAUGGACCACACCGACCGCAAGCAUCUAGAUCAGACCCGGCGACCGCUCAGUGUGGCCACUGACAACAUGAUGCUGGAGUUCUACAAGAAGGAUGGCCUUAGGAAAAUUCAAAGCAUGGGCGUCCGGGUGAUGGACACCUCUUGGGUGGCUCGCAGAGGCACCUCCAUAGUUCGUAAGGCAUCCUCCACCCCUCCUGCCAUGCAGCCCCCUGCUCCGCCUUCCGAUCUUCCUGCUACUCCUCAGUCACCAAUUCCUGAGCAAUCUCUUGACAUGUCAGCUACUCCCUCCCCUACUCCAACUAGCUUCAGUCUCCCAUCAGGGACAGAGCGAGCAAGCACGGAUGGUGUGUCGUCUAGUUGGUCGGAUUCCUGUUACAUCUACCCAUCCCCUGAGGACAACAAGCCUCCCUCAUACCCCUGCUACUCAUCUUUCCACCCCUAUCACCCCAAGACUAGCCCAUGCACUAGGCCUGAGCCUCCCUUGCCACUCUACCGGUGGUCAGGGUACAGCCAAACCCUGCCUCCUCAUUCUUCCUCUUCCUCCCCCUCCCCUCAGCAGCUUGACAUUAACUCUAACCCUAAACCGUAUUUCCUGCAUCUCCCUAAGCAGAGCUCCUUCACAGAGUUGCAUGGUUCUCCUGAGACUAACCUGUCCUCUGUCUACAUGAAACCCCUCCUCACCUUAUCCAAACCCGAUCCUCCUGGCACUCCUCACAGCUCCCAUGUGUCAGUCUCUCCCCCCUGGGUCAGCUGCAUCUGUGCCAGAGACAGAGGAGCCGGGCUCACUAGCACGUUAAAAACCAAGGAGCCGUCUCCCGGGUCUGGGCAGAAGAGCAGCCCGGCUUGUGGACAGGUGACACCAUGUGUUGGGACUAUCCCACAGCCACCUGGUCCCACGCAGCAGCUGUCCACAGAACAGAGCCCACACACCUUGCGGAAAGUUUCGAAGAAGCUGGCCCCCAUUCCUGCCAAGGUUCCCUAUGGCCAGUUAGGUGGUAUGUCCGAUCAGUCCACAGGGCAGCCAUCCCCUGCCAGUCUCUCUCCUACCCCACCAAGCACUCCAUCACCCUAUGGACUAAGUUAUCCACCAGGCUACUCCCUGGGCUCAGGCCCACUCUCCCCAGCCGCUGCUCCUUCCUUGUCUUCUCCUCCUUCAUUGACAAGCACUUUAACCAAAUCUCGCCCCACCCCCAAACCACGGCAGAGGCCCACGCUGCCACCUCCACAGCCUCCCACAUCAAAUGCGUCUGGCUCUAGUCCACAGUCCACGGAGCACACCAUACUAGACGGCAUGUCACCCGGGGAGAGCAUGUCCACAGAUCUUGUCCAUCUUGAUAUCCCUUCAAUCCAUGUAGAGGUUGAUGCCACCGCGCUCCACCUGGACCCAGUGGGACAAGUCCAGAGACAUCCAGUACCAGGAAAAAUCAGUGCAGAGGAGGAUUCAGAAAGCACUGCUCUAUGACAUGAAAUCCCAUCCUGCUUCCUCUAAUGUUUUCUCUUGUACAUAUCGGUGCCCUGCAAACACGACCGAAGGAGAUGUGUCCAGAGACGUGGCCGGUGAGGGCAGGGGGGUGGGGGUUGUUUCUUCUGGAGUUCCACUUGCCCAGCCGCGGGCAGAAGACGGACAGCCCUGUGGGCCUGGUGCUAUGCCUGUCUCUGUGGCAAAAGGACAUGGCCAGUGCAAUUUCUGUUUAAUUUAUUUUUCUCCUGUUUGUUUAGCCUUAUCCAAAUUUUGCCUUUUUGACGUGGUGCCUAUUUAUCUCCCUUACAAGCAUUUGAACCCUUAUUUUAAAAAAAAUUAAAAUCGGCUCCCUUGGCCCUAUCUGGAGAUGGAGAGACCUCUUUCUCUCUCUCUCUCUCUCUCCUGUAAAUGAGCCAAGCAGUGCCCCCCCAUCCUGUUUUGGAGGGGAAGGGGAGCCAUUGAGGGUUGUCAGAGUUCUUUGUAUCUGGAAGCCUCCAAAGGAAAGAUCAUUGGGCUUUUUGGUGAUCUUUUAUGAUCUCAUUUCCUCUGCUGUCAACUCUGCCCCUCUUCCCUUUCUCCCUUCCCUUCAUUUGCUUGAUUCCCUGUGAUUGGCAGGGAGAAGCUCAUGGAAAGGAAUGAAAAAGGACUCUGGGAAAAAUAAGAACAUUUUGCUGUAAUCCGAAGUGGGAAGGGAGUGGGAAGUGUGACUUGAGGUGGGUGAUGCCUCACUUAUGUAGAGAAGUGGUUAUUUGAUUAGCAAUAAAAAUACUCCUAAGCACA
Molecule: messenger RNA, 3639 nt
Organism: Pogona vitticeps (central bearded dragon)
Lineage: Eukaryota; Metazoa; Chordata; Lepidosauria; Squamata; Agamidae
Source: RefSeq, a predicted model, not a curated record